CCCACCGCUCACAACCUCCCGUGUUAAUAUGAGAAAAGAUGGCGACGACGCGGGGACAGAGAUUUAAAUUCAGUGAUGGUGAAAAAGUUCUGUGUUACGAGCCAGAUCCAACCAAAGCUAAAGUCCUUUACGAUUCAAAGGUUUUGGAUGUUAUUGUCAACAAGGAUCAGAGGGGCCGGAAGGCGGUGGAGUACCUCAUUCACUUCCAGGAGCUGGACUGCACGAAUUAAUUUGAUGGAAAAACAUAAGGAGUUGAAUGGAACUUUUAGGGGCUGGAACUCCUCGUGGGACCGAUGUGUAACCGAGGAAUACGUCCUAAAGGACACAGAGGAGAACCGCCAAUUGCAACGAGACCUGGCGCAGAAGGCGCAACUCCAAUUAGGCGCUUACCUCUACCGUCGCGAGAGAAAAAAUCGAAAUCACAAGCUCUCCGAGCGCCACUCCACCGGCAUAGAUUCCAGAAGACGAGCAAGAAGUGGUGGAAGUCGAGCGACAUCCGGUACCACCGGCUCCUCAGAGGACGGCAGCUCCGGACCGCACGACGACUACGACACUGAGGAGGUCAUCACCGAGGAGGACUACGAGAGUAGCUCUGACUUCGGAGAGGAGUCGAGUGAUGAUGAGGACAGUGGAGGUGGUGGGAGCCAUCAUUCAGCCAUCGACAUCGACAUUGGCAGCACCUUGAGAAGAAUUCUGGAGCAGGACUACGAGCUGAUAACCCACAAGCACAAAUUGGCUGUUCUACCUGCACAACCGACUGUUGUGAGUAUUCUAGAGUCAUGGGUGCAGCACUUUACGACGACUCAGUUGACGAAUAUACCUGAGAAUAAGUCGGGAAGGGCGAAGACUAAUAACACGAUGGAGAAAACCCUCAAUGAAAUCAACAUAUCAAGGGAAGUGGCUGAUGGGCUCCGGAUUUAUUUUGAUUUCACUCUGCCGGAUCUGUUGCUGUACAGGGAGGAACGAGAGCAGUACAACGGCUUCAAGGAGGCCUCCCUCUUCCCAGAGCAGCCGAUUAUUAUCAAGGAGGAAAUUGUUGAUACUCCAGAAUUGACGAUAAAAGAAGAAAUAGAAGACAUUGAAUACGCCCACCUUCCCCCAUUUCGAGAGCACGAAAUAAUGGAGAGUGAUCCUCCUGGAAAGCCAGUCUCCUCUGUCAAGAGAAAAUUGCGAUCGUGCAGGGUGAGCUCAGUGGAGGACACACGACAGCUGAGAUCGUACGAUGAUGUGAAACAGGAGCCAGGAAAUGUUUCCAGUAUAGCCAGCACGAGUUCGAGAUGCUCUAGCCCGCGAGGAGCGACCUCCAGGUAUCCAGUGGUACCACCAGCCCAGAUUGGAGCUCUUCUGGAUGAGGCUAACAAGUGGAGACUCAUGCCAGAAGCAACCAGGAGGGAUGGUGGACCCAGUCCAGCCACUUAUUUUGGGGCUGUUCAUCUCGCCAGAUUAUUUGUUAAGCUACCGGAUCUACUUCAGGCUACAGAUAUGCCCGUGAAGAAAAUGAAAUUGUUGAUUAAACACUUGGAUAUGUUUCUAAGUUAUCUUGAAUUACAUCCUGCGUGGUUCGGCGAGCAGUUCUACACCCAAACUGAGAGUCACCAGAAUUCCACAUGACGUUGAAGUCAAAGGUCGAUAAAAAUUCACUGAUAAAAAAAUUGACCGUUUCAAGUACGAGAGGUCAAUCAAAUGAACACAAACAUGAAAUAUUCAUGGCCUGGGGAGACAGUUAGUAAUUAAAAACCAUAGGCCAGUGAAGCAUUGAGUCCAUUCAACUGUUAAAUUUUUAUUCACAACUCACUCGAUUUUUCAUCAUAUGAACUAGUUUGGAGUUUUCCUUCUAGAUUCACUUGUCUCAGAUUAAUUACAUCGAGUCAAUAAUGAACUAUCUCCAUACCGAUAUUCAUAGGUUUUUGUACUUCUUUGUAAUGAAUAAUGACAAGUGUUGCCACAGGAGAGAGCGUCAACAUUCUGUCACAUUUUUAUUAUAUUAGUUUUAUAUUAAUUUAUCAAUAAAUACAACUCCGGUACCAAAAUUCGUAAAUACUAGUUAAAUAACUAUAGUUGACCACCAUUAUCGUAUAAAUAUGUAGAUUAAUUAACAUUCCAAUGAAUUUACAUGAAUUUUUUUAUGAAAAAUACGAGUUUUUACUGGUAACGACAAUUAUGCAUUCACACAAUUCAGAAAAAAUAAUAACUUGAACUUUACAUUUUGAGUGGUAGUACAUUUGUUUUGAUUGUGAGGGGGAGAUUUUUUUAAGGAAGCAAAUUCCAAGAGAUCUCUUUAAUCAAAAAAAUUUUUUCCCCAGUUUCAAUUUUUGUCAUUAUUCUAAGUGAAUGAAUACCUCAGCAAUAACAGGUUUAUGAAAGAAAUCAGAUAAUUCAUUUCUUUUUUUUUGUUGAGAAUUAUUUUUAUCAGAUUUUUUGUCAAUAGUAAAAUGAAAAAUCACGAGAAUCUCGUAAAUAAAAUGGGUCGACCUGACUUCGCCUCCAGGUCAGCCGAGGGUUAGCGAAAGUUUUGUUAAGAUACUCAAUUCAAUUCAUUUGGGUUUCUAGUGAAUUUAUUAUUAAUUUUCAAAGUCUUGUCUUGCAAAGUUCAAUAGCAGAUAUUCUAUUAAAAAAAUGCAGAAGAAUUAAAUUUUUCGUUUUGUGAGGAAAAGAAAACCCGAAAGAAAAGUUGUAAAAUUUGAGCCAAAGAUAUUCUAUAGAAAACAUCUAAAGAACAUAAGUUGAAUAGAAAGUAGCGAAAAAAAUAUAUUGACAUUAUCAAAAAACCGGUAAACAAUCCAAUAGAUUUUCGUAACGCAUUCGCUAGAUUUUUUUUACCUCUUCUCAUAAAAUUCUUAUAGAAUAUCAGUAGAAAAUUAAUAGAACUCCUCGAGUAGGAGUCAAGUUUUUUCUGAAAAAUUCUCCCAACCGCCACAAUUCCAAAAAUAACCCCACCCCCUAAGAAGCAAAUUUUCACCGAGAAGUAACUCCAUUCCCAGUCCUCCCCUCCUCUCUCUGCCCAGUCCUCAGAGGCAUUCCCAUGAAGCUUGGGCCCACCCCAUUCAGUGUAUUUCGCCUAGACCUUGUUGCCCCCACAGGCUUCCUGGUCUCAUUAUAUUUGAAGAUCCCAUCCCCAGGUAACAACAGUCCGCCCUCGUUUAGGGUGAACCACCACCUGUAAGUGACGAACCACGUCAGCACUGCGAUGACCCCCCCAACGAAUUUCUCAAUCAUGGUGUGAUAAUAGAGCAUAGUUGACACCACCAUGACAUCCCACAGCACCUGCUGCAGGGUCAUCCCCACAAACAGCCCCCUGACGUAAGGGCUCAAGCCCUUGUGAGUAAUUUUCAAGAAAUCCAAUUCACAAUCUGUCAGCUCCUUCAAGGGGCUAGCACUCCUCUCCUGUACACUCCUGGAGUGCUCCUCCUUGACAACCAUGUCGUUGAUGCCCUCCCAGCCAAGGAGGGCUGUCCCCUCCUCAGCGAGAAUAAGACUCGAGUAUAUUAGAAUGAAUGUGUGACCAGAAAUAUCGAAGCCACUCCAGAAUUUUCCAGCCCUCAGGCAAUUUGUCUUCUUCUGGAGCUCGCUCUCCCUCGUCCCCAGGCAUCUCCCAUAUGUGGUCUCUACGUGGAGGAAAAGCUUCGUCCAGAAGAACCAGAAGAAAGUCGCCAGGACAAUUCUCAUGAGGUGCCUGACAACGAUCGAUCGUUUUCCACAGGCUGUCGUGUAUCCUGUCAACAGCACCCAGGGUAUCAUCACUGUCAGCAACCAUCCCCAACCCCACUUGACGAAGUACCUGUUGAAAAUGUUAUCCGAUCUGGCGAAGUACGUUUUUGGAGGUGGGGCCAGAUCGGCUACCAACGACACCACGAAUAUCGCGCCACAGUAGACAGCGACCUUGAGGCGUGGGUCGAAGAGCAAGGACUUCUUGCAUAUGUGGAGGAGCAUUGUCAUGAGAACGAGACCUAUUGAACUCGGUGAGGUAGUGGGCUUUGUCCCACCCCGGUCCUCUUGCAUUCCCGGGCUGGGACGAAAGUUCAGGCGAGACGAGCGAAAGCUACUCCCUGGGGAGCCACUUGGCGAUGCUGAGUGCAGUGGCCUUCUUUUUGCAGGUGCCAUUUUGGGGGUUUUGUUUUGUUAACAGGGACCAGAGACCUGGUGCAACUCACUGACGAUCAUCGGGGGUUACGGCUCGAGGAGAGACCUUUGCCAGGAUUGGAGGAGAUCGAGAGAGCACACGCGUUACACACGACACAGCCCGGAGAGAAUCGUUUACUGGGGAUUCUGAGAUUAUACAUAGGACGGCUGAGGUUGGAGUCCAAUAUUUGGAGUGUGACGUAUUUGGUGGGGUGAUGAUGAAGAAGAUCUGGGAAUAUCGACUGACGGCAAGUCAGGAACGAAAAAUAAAUGUGGUAAUUGGAAUGUAUUUUUAUUAAAAAUUUGCUGUUUGUCUCUAUUUUUCAAUGGCACUGUUUUGUACAAAAUAUUCUAUAAAAAUAAAAUUUUGUAGAUGUUACUGUGGAGUCUAUUUGAAAUUCAGUUCUAUUGGAUUUAUAUGCAAUUCUCUAGUUUCUCUGCUAAAUUUUUGAUCUUCGAAUUUGACAAGAAAAUGAAAUAAAAGUACAUAUUUAUGAAACAUAGAUAUUUAAUUCGUAAUAAAGAUCUAUUCGACAUUUGCCAAAAAACAAAAGAAAUGCUAAAUUAAAAAUAAGUAUCGAUUAUCCAGAAGGCUGUAGAGAACUAGAGUAGGUCGUUGUUUCUCGUUUCUAGUCUCCCACAUUUCAUUACAUAUUUGCUGAAUGUACUUUUUGUAACGUAAAUGCCUGAAAAAAAAAAACAAAAUAAUUAGCCCCAU
Diachasmimorpha longicaudata is the source of this 4837-nucleotide messenger RNA. RefSeq names its product male-specific lethal 3 homolog (gene msl-3). Bases 76 to 1611 code for a protein of 511 amino acids. Gene Ontology annotation, biological process: regulation of DNA-templated transcription; chromatin organization. The transcript is spliced from 6 exons. Gene Ontology annotation, cellular component: NuA4 histone acetyltransferase complex; nucleus; MSL complex. The record is from RefSeq and is a predicted model, not a curated record. NCBI's taxonomy places the organism in Eukaryota, Metazoa, Arthropoda, Insecta, Hymenoptera, Braconidae.